Molecule: messenger RNA, 264 nt
Organism: Trichoderma aggressivum f. europaeum
Lineage: Eukaryota; Fungi; Ascomycota; Sordariomycetes; Hypocreales; Hypocreaceae
Exons: 2
Coding region: 1-264 (87 amino acids)
Source: RefSeq, a predicted model, not a curated record
AUGAUCAGCGGAUCCACGAAAAUGCCUUGGUUCGAAGACUUCAGCGUUGUCGCGAGACCCGCCUAUUUCAUCUUUGGCCUCCUGCUUUUGGCCAUUUCGUCUACGAUCUUAGCGAGACGGGUAACUACGAUUUACAACCUCUUCUAUCCUAACCGAGAUGGAAGGCCUGAUUCGACUCAACCGCCGUGGUAUGAACUGGUAGAUGAGCAUGCCGUGGAUAGCGAGAGCGGAGAGGAGAGCGGAGAGGAGGACAACUGGUUGUAA